This is a messenger RNA of Dryobates pubescens (Downy woodpecker), 1323 nucleotides long. RefSeq lists its product as uncharacterized. Bases 1 to 1323 code for a protein of 440 amino acids. The record is from RefSeq and is a predicted model, not a curated record. The transcript has 3 exons. NCBI's taxonomy places the organism in Eukaryota, Metazoa, Chordata, Aves, Piciformes, Picidae.
AUGUGCUCCAGACAGAGCGCCGGAGGCUGCCAUGGGAGCUCCUCCCAGUCCAGUGGAUGCCACAGCAGCUGCUGCUGCUGCCAUGGGGGCAGCUCCUCCAGCUACCAGGCCCAGGGCUCCUCCUGCUGUGGGGGCUCAGGGGGCUCCAGCUCAGGCAAGAUCAUCAUCAGCUCGGGUGGAGGAGGAGGAGGCUCCUGCUGCGGUGGGAGCUCCUCUGGCUACGGCAUGGGAGGAGGCUACAGCGGUGGAGGAUCAGCCCAGAAGAUCAUCAUCAGCUCUGGGGGAGGAGGAGGAGGAGGAGGAGGAGGCUCCUCAGGCUGCUGUGGUGGAGGAUCCAGCGGGGGAUCUUCAGGAGGGAAGAUCAUCAUCGGAGGAGGAGGUGGAGGAGGCUCCUCAGGCUGCUGCGGUGGAGGAUCCAGCUAUGGCAUGGGAGGGGGAUCCAGUGGUGGAUCUUCAGGAACAAAGAUCAUCAUUGGAGGUGGAGGUGGAGGUGGAGGAGGCUCCUCAGGCUAUGGCAUGGGAGGGGGAUCCAGCUAUGGCAUGGGAGGGGGAUCCAGUGGUGGAUCUUCAAAGGGCAUGAUGGGAGGAGGAGGUGGUGGUGGAGGCUCCUCUGGAUGCUGCAUGGGAGGAGGAUCCAGUGGUGGAUCUUCAGGAACAAAGAUCAUCAUUGGAGGUGGAGGCGGUGGAGGAUCCUCUGGCUAUGGCAUGGGAGGGGGAUACAGUGGAGGCUCUUCAAAGAGCAUGAUGGGAGGUGGAGGUGGUGGAGGAGGCUCUGGAUGCUGCAUGGGAGGGGGAUCCAGUGGUGGAUCUUCAGGAACAAAGAUCAUCAUUGGAGGUGGAGGUGGUGGUGGAGGAGGCUCCUCAGGCUAUGGCAUGGGAGGGGGAUCCAGUGGAGGCUCUUCAAAGAGCAUGAUGGGAGGGGGAGGUGGUGGAGGAGGCUACUCUGGCUGCUGCAGUGGGGGCUCCUCAGGCUAUGGGAUGGGAGGAGGAUAUGGUGGUGGCAGUGGAGGGUCUGGCCAGAAGAUCAUCAUCAGCUCUGGUGGUGGUGGAGGAGGAGGCUCCUCAGGCUGCUGCAUGGGAGGAGGGUCCGGUGGGGGCUCCUCGGGAGGCAAGAUCAUCAUGGGAGGUGGAGGUGGUGGUGGAGGCUCCUCUGGCUGCUGCAGUGGAGGAUCCAGUGGUGGUUCCUCAGGCCACACCAUCAUCAUCAGCUCUGGUGGGGGUGGGGGAGGCUCCACGCAGCAGAAGUGUCCCAUCGUGGUUCCCAGCAUGGGGUCCCACCAGAGCAAGCAGCCCUGCAGCUGGCCCUGCAGCCAACAGAAGUAA